AUGUUUCCGAGCAGUCGGGACGAAUUCACCAUUGCCAUAAUAUGUGCUCUGGUAGAGGAGGCCAAUGCCGUUGAAGCUAUAUUCGAUAAAACUUACGAUCGAUUCGGAGAGAUCUACGGCAAAACUGCGGGCGAUCGAAAUGCAUACUUGACUGGACGGAUCGGCAAACAUAAUGUCGUUGUGUGCUACAUGCCCGGUAUGGGCAAAGGUAGCGCUGCAAUGGUAUCGUCAGAUCUGCGAUUCAGCUACACCAGGAUUGAACUGGCUCUUGUUGUUGGGAUAUGUGGGGGAGUUCCCAAGAUACCGAAUGGUCAGAACAUCUUCCUCGGCGACAUAAUCAUUAGCGAUUCCGUGAUAGAGUACGACCUUGGUAAACAAUACCCGGACGGUUUUCGACGGAAAAGUGAUUUGAAGGAUACCCUGGGUAGACCAUCUCACGCGCUUAGAGCAAUGCUCGUUGGUCUUAGCGGUGAUCAAACUCGCAUAGAGUUCCAAAGUAAGAUGGCCAUGCACGCCCAAAAACUCCAACAAGUAGGAUCCAAGUGGCACCGUCCUACUUCCGACGACAUCCUAUUCGAGCCUUCUUACACACACAAACAUCACGAAACUUCGGGAGCGGAUAACUGCUUAUGCUUGUCUGACGGCAUCUCCGACACGAUCUGCGAAGGUGCCAUGAUGGCUGAUUGUAUUGCUCUUGGUUGCGAGGAAAGUAAAAUCUGUCGUCGUCGUCCGCGGACAGAUAUGGACAAAGUAGUCGUUCAUAUCGGACGCAUUGCGUCUGCAGACACAGUCAUGAAGUCGGGAACACACCGCGACAAGCUCGCUGUUGCAGAGGGAAUUAUUGCGCUUGAGAUGGAAGGUGCGGGGGUCUGGGAUAAUUUUCCCUGUAUCAUCAUCAAGGGCGUGUGUGAUUACGCAGACAGCCACAAGGACAGCAAAUGGCAGUUAUUUGCGGCUGCAAAUGGGGCCGCUGCUGCGAAAACAUUCCUAGAAUACGUGAACAUCGAUACCAGAAUAGUGAGCCCGGUGGUUAAUAUAGAUAAACAGACUCAGUGGACAGUCCCUUUUCGGAGAAACCCCAAGUUCGUGGGUCGUCGUGAUCAGCUUGAGCAGCUCAGAGCUCUGAUGUCCGACCCGAAUGGUCCAAGAGAACUGGCAAUCACUGGACUUGGUGGAGUCGGAAAGACUGCGGUUGCUAUCGAACUUGCUUACCAGCUACGGGAUGCAGACCCUGAUUGCUCAAUCUAUUGGAUUCCGUGCACAUCACAGACAAGCGUGGAGCAGGCAUACUCUGAUAUCGCGCGACGACUGAGAUUACCAAGUCAGACUGAUGUAAAGACCGCGGUCAAGGAGUAUCUAAGCCAAACGAUUUCCGGAAAAUGGAUACUCAUAUUCGAUAAUGCCGAUAGCGAACAUAUGUGGAUGAAGGAUGAUAAUGCGCUACAAGCUUUUGUGCCCGACAAAGAAUGCGGUCGUACUUUGUUUACGUCUCGCAAUGGUCAGCUUGCGAUUGACUUAGCGGAUUCCAAUAUCGUAGAAGUCGUGGAAUUCGAUCUCGAAAUUGCAACGGAAUUUCUGCAAAGGUCACUGUUGCAGCAGAACCUCCUUAAUGAUCACAACACCGUCUUGAGCUUGCUUUCUAAGUUGACUUUUCUUCCCCUAGCGAUCACACAGGCAGUCGCUUUUAUCAAUAAAAAUCAAAUUGGUCUAUCCACUUACAUCGAGAUCCUCGAAAAACAGGAAAUGGAGAUGAUUGACCUUCUGAGCGAAAAUUUCCAGGAUAAGUGGCGAUACAAGGACGUUCAGAAUCCUGUGGCGUCUACUUGGUGGAUCUCAUUUCAGCAAAUUCAGCAAUCAAAUCCUUUGGCCGGUGAAUACCUAUCAUUCAUGUCUUGCAUUGACCCUCGCGACAUCCCGCAGUACAUACUCCCUCCGGCUGCGUCCGAAAAUGAGAAGAUCAAAGCAAUCGGUCUUCUCAAAUCCUAUGCAUUCGUGACUGACUCCGAACUUGCUGAAGGCAAGCUACUGAAUCUUCACCGCCUUGUUUAUAUCGCAACCCGAAACUUUAUGAGGAAAUCACUCACGCUUGAAAACCAGAUACUCAGAACUUUUGCCCAGUUAGAGUCAACGAUACUGCUUACAGAGGCAGAGGAUUUAUUGACCACUUUGGCACAGUAUCGCGCCACCAUCGAAUCUUGGAUAUCAUCAUCCGCCGAAUCUGAAGAUGAUGAAAUGGUCGAAGAAUCCAGUUCUGCGAUUACAGAGACCCCGGAACCUGACAUUGUUGAUAUUUUGAAUUCGAAAGUCAAAUUAUACUGGGGCCAGAUCAUCCCAAUACCUUACUCUGCCAAAGGUGUCUCGCAACACAGUGCCACAAAUUACGGCAAAACAUGA
Molecule: messenger RNA, 2394 nt
Organism: Talaromyces amestolkiae
Lineage: Eukaryota; Fungi; Ascomycota; Eurotiomycetes; Eurotiales; Trichocomaceae
Exons: 5
Coding region: 1-2394 (797 amino acids)
Biological process (GO): nucleoside metabolic process
Molecular function (GO): catalytic activity
Source: RefSeq, a predicted model, not a curated record